Molecule: messenger RNA, 816 nt
Organism: Brenthis ino (lesser marbled fritillary)
Lineage: Eukaryota; Metazoa; Arthropoda; Insecta; Lepidoptera; Nymphalidae
Source: the annotation of a GenBank genome assembly
AUGAGCACCACUAAUCGUCGAAGUAAUAUUCGUGCGUCUCAGCUUCAAGACUUACCUUCUCCUGAAAAUCCAAAAACUGCUGGAUUGUCAACUUCAAAAUCUCUUAUCAUUGUUGCUAUAAUUUUUAUUUUGUCUUUGACUGCUUUGGGCCUCCUUUACAAACAAUUUCCUGAACUGGAAGAGCAUGAAAAGCAACAUUUAAAAUUACCAUGGGAUUUAGAAGAAGCUAAAGGGUUAGGUUUGAUCUUGAACCGAUAUAAGGACAAAUAUUUUUAUGAAGUAUUACUGGGAGUAUUUUUAGUAUAUAUAUUCUUGCAAACAUUUGCAAUUCCUGGUUCAAUAUUCUUGAGUAUUUUAUCAGGAUUUUUAUUUCCUUUUUAUUUAGCAUUACUUUUAGUUUGUUGUUGCUCGGCAAUAGGAGCAAGUUUGUGUUUCUUUUUAUCAAAUCUCGUGGGGAAAAAAAUAGUUAAGAAGUUUUUCCCAGAGAGAGCUGCACAAUGGUCAAAAGCUGUGACAAAACAUAAAAAUAACUUGCUAAAUUAUAUAAUAUUCUUAAGAGUAACACCAUUUUUUCCUAAUUGGUUUAUAAAUAUGACCGCUCCAGUUAUUGGUGUGCCUCUUAUCCCUUUUGCUUUGGGAACUUUUAUAGGAGUUGCUCCACCAUCAUUUGUAGCAAUACAGGCUGGACAGACCUUAAAUACAUUGACUUCUACAAGUGAUGCCUGGUCAUGGACUUCAGUUACCAUAUUGAGUCUUUUUGCUCUGAUCUCGUUAAUUCCAGUUUUACUUAAACAGAAACUAAGACAAAAAUUUGAA